This is a messenger RNA of Thelazia callipaeda (thelaziosis nematode), 738 nucleotides long. The record is from the annotation of a GenBank genome assembly. NCBI's taxonomy places the organism in Eukaryota, Metazoa, Nematoda, Chromadorea, Rhabditida, Thelaziidae.
AUGGCUAUUCGUUGCCAGUUUGAGGCUAGUAAUGAAGUUGGCGUGUUUUGCAAGCUGACUAAUAGUUAUUGCUUGGUUGGAAUCGCAGCAUCAGAAAAUUUUUACAGUGUAGUCGAAGGUGAACUAGCAGAUGUGAUUCCAGUAAUUCAUUGCUCGAUUGCUGGAACUAGAAUCGUCGGGCGUGUUACGGCCGGUAAUCGAAAGGGGUUAUUAGUACCAAACGAUACCACUGACCAGGAAUUGCAGCAUCUUAGAAAUAGCUUACCUGACAAUGUAAAAGUAAGAAGAGUAGAUGAAAAGCUCUCAGCUUUGGGGAAUGUAAUCGCCUGUAAUGAUUAUGUUGCUUUGGUGCAUCCAGAAAUCAGCAAAGAAACUGAAGAGUCACUGGAAGAAGUCCUCGGCGUGGAGGUUUUUAGGAUGAGUCUAGGAAAUCAUGCUUUGGUUGGUUCAUAUGCCGUGACUAGUUCUCAAGGGGCUCUCGUUGAAGCAAAGACUUCACCUGAAAUACAACGAGAAGUAGCCGCUUUACUACAAGUCCCUGUUGUUGCGGGUACCGUAAACAGGGGAUCCAAUCUUGUUGGUGCGGGCCUGUGUGUUAAUGAUUGGAUAGGCUUCGCUGGUCUCGAUACAACAAGUACCGAACUGUCAGUCAUAGAAUCCGUCUUCAAGCUUGGUGAUCGCGAUGUAUCUGGAAUAACUGGUAGUAUGCGUGAUGCGCUCAUCGACAGCACCAUGUAA